Molecule: messenger RNA, 1200 nt
Organism: Micromonas commoda
Lineage: Eukaryota; Viridiplantae; Chlorophyta; Mamiellophyceae; Mamiellales; Mamiellaceae
Exons: 1
Coding region: 1-1200 (399 amino acids)
Source: RefSeq, a predicted model, not a curated record
AUGCACAUCACUUGGAAGAGACUAAGAUUAGUGUGUCGUGACAACCUGGGCCCUUGCACUACAAAACAAAUUUCAACCGCCGACAGGACAGUGAUGGGGCGCGCCGGGGAGGUGACCUUUGAUAGGGUGGAGCUGGCCGAGGAGACAGCCGAAUCGUUGCUGGAUCGAUUUUGCAAGACGCGCUUGCUUUGGCUCCGUCUCGAUGAGUCAACCUCGCACGGAACUGAUGCUCUCCUCGGGCUCCUGAGAGCGGUGGCUCGCGGCGGAGAGCCAGCCACAAGGGAGUGGUCCGUCGAGAAUGCCGCGCGCGCUAAAGGGCUAGACGAUGCCUUGGAGGUCAUUGAGAAGCUGACGCGACGAUUACAGGGAAAAACGGUGGAUAUGCCAUCGCAAUUCUACUGCUCCACCGUGUUGGGCUCAGAGGUCGCAGCGAAGCUGAAGGAAGCGGCGCCCACAGCCGUCUCCGAGCCAGGUUUCUUGGGGAGAUCCCUCCCUCAGGGCGGCUGUAUUUGGAUUUUCAUGGGUUUGAACGAUACAGGUACCGCAAAGCAAAACAACAAACGCCCCGCGGAAACGAACGAAGCGGACGACGGAGAGAACUUGGCGGGACGACCUGAGCACACAGACUCAGUCGCGUGCUCCGGGACGUACCACCAUCAAAUCUCCGGGGAAAAAAUAUGGUACUUGAGACCGUGCGUUGACGCCUCCGCCUGGGAAGACUCACCGGCGCCGCUGCUCCCGAGCGGCCGCAGGCGGCUCAGACUACAUUGUGAGGAAAACGACCUGCUACUAAUAGAUACGCGCGCGUGGUGGCACGAGACGGCGCUUCCCCGUGGCUCGCGACCCAGCGUCUCGUAUGCGCGUGAGUUCUUCUUGCCCGACGAACACGGCGGCGAGGAGAACGCGGCGGCUGCUGCCGAGAGGGCCGACCGCUUCACUAACGUUGACGCGAUGUACGCGGAGAGACCGAUAUCGGCGGGCGACAUCGUGGUGACGGAACUGGACGACCCGACGUGCGAGGCUGGACGGUCCGACGACCCCAACUGUGUCCUCUGCGAUGUGGAGGUUGAGACGAAGCGAGGGGAGGUGAGGAGCGUGAUGGGCAUCGUCGCCGUGAGGGAUAUCCCCGCGGGUGAUUUCAUCACCAUCGCUCCGAGCGACUCUGAAGAAGACGAGGGUGACGAAGAUGAUGAAGGGUGA